CUGUAUAUCCUUUGCCUAAAGGCUACAAUGGAUUUUUCAAUUUGACUUGGACAUAUAAACUAGAUUCGGAUGCCAUUUGGUGAUUUUUAAUAAUACGAAACAAAAAAGGUGAAAUAAUUGGACCGUCAAGAAAAAAUAUUAAAUGGAUAGAUUUCAAAGACAUGAAACCGGCGAAUGAAGAAAUAAAACGCAAAUUGCUGAAGAAAAACAAAGCUGUAGCUUGGUUUGUGUCUCAUUGCGAUACACCGAGCAGACGUGAGGAGUUAGCCAAAGACCUAAAUGAAGAAUUAAGAAAAUAUAAUCUUAAAGUUGAUUUUUAUGGGCAGUGUUACAACCCUUCGUGUGAAGGAGAGUGUGGGAAAACUGAAGGAGAUAAAUGUUUUGCAAUAAUAGAAUCUGAUUAUUAUUUUUAUUUGUCGUUUGAGAAUUCAAUGUGCGAAGAUUAUGUGACGGAAAAGAUAUUAAUAGCCACAAAACACUAUGCAGUGCCGAUUAUUAAUGGUGGUGCAGAUUAUAACAGAUUUUUACCACCUGGAUCAUAUUUGGAUGUAAAUUCUUUAGGACAUGGAGCUUUGGCAGCAAUUAUAAACGAUACAAUUGCAAACAAAGAGAAAUACUAUGACUAUUUCAAAUGGCAUAAUCAUUAUAGUAUCCACGCCUCGAAUGAGAGUGCAGACAGCGACGAAAUCUGUGCAUUUUGUGCUUUUCUCAAUGAUGAAAAACAUUCAUAUACAAGAAGCGUGUACACACACUUAAGUGUCUUUUGGAAGUAUUAUUACUGAAUGUGUUCCAAACCUU
This is a messenger RNA of Hyposmocoma kahamanoa, 798 nucleotides long. Its product is annotated as alpha-(1,3)-fucosyltransferase C-like. Gene Ontology annotation, cellular component: membrane. The transcript has 2 exons. The coding region runs from base 162 to 782 and encodes 206 amino acids. Lineage: Eukaryota; Metazoa; Arthropoda; Insecta; Lepidoptera; Cosmopterigidae. Gene Ontology annotation, molecular function: alpha-(1->3)-fucosyltransferase activity. The record is from RefSeq and is a predicted model, not a curated record.